AUGACGCUGGCGGAGAAGAUCCUCGCGCACCACGCCUUCUCGCUGCCAUCCGCGGAGGGCUUGAAAGGGGGUGACUUUAUUCGGGUCAUGGUUGACUGGAUUAUUGCCAGUGAGCUAUCCUGGGUUGGCAUGAAAUACAGCAUGACUAGCAUCGGCGAAGAACCAACCGUUUGGCGUAACGACCGGUUCUGGCUGGCGGGAGAUCACACGGUGGAUCCCCGGACAUACCACCAACCGCGGGUCCGGGAGUUGAUUGAUGGCAUGCACGAUGCGAAGACGAAGUUCAAGAUGACGGAAAACCAGGGCUCAAAUUUCACGAUUCUCCAUACGGAAUUCGUGCGCGAGCGAGCCGAGCCGGGGAUGCUCGUCCUCGGCUCGGAUUCACACACCUGCUCAGCAGGCGCCGUCAGUUCCCUCGCUAUCGGACUUGGCGCGGCCGAUGUGAUGGCGGCGCUGGCCACCGGGGAGACGUGGAUCAAGACCCCGGAGUCAAUCCGUGUGGAGUUCGUGGGCGAACCAGCUUGGUAUAUCCGCGGCAAGGACGUGAUCCUCUACAUUCUCAAAACCCUCAAGCGGAACACCCAUGCGGCGGAUCGGAUUGUGGAAUUCGGAGGGACGGGGGCGCGCUAUCUUUCCUGUGACGCUCGGUUUGCUAUCUGUAACAUGUGUACCGAACUUGGUGCCAUUACCGGCCUCUUCGUCCCAGACGAGGUUACCAGCCAAUUCAUCUCGGAUCGGCCUCAAGCUCGCUACAGGACGCAAUCUCUGUACUUUCAACCGGACGCCGAUGCCUCGUACGCCGCAACCUUCCAGAUCAAUCUGGAGGAGGUCGAAUCCUUUAUUGCCCUCUACCCGUCCCCGGACAAUGUCGUGCCUGUGACGGAGAGGCUCGACAUGCGGUUCGAGGGCUGUUUCAUCGGCGCGUGCACCACGACUGAGGAAGACCUGAUCCUGGGCGCCUUGGUCCUCGAAGCCGGCCUGCAGAAGGAGCUGCCGCUGGCCCGCGGGAAACGGAUGGUGGUCCCCGGCAGUCUACCGAUCGUGAGCAACCUGCGCGCGUUGGGGCUCUUGGAGAUCUACGCCCAGGCUGGAUUUACGCUCCCCGCCGUGAGCUGCAGUCUAUGCCUGGGGAUGGGAGCAGACCGCGCGGGGUCGGGCGAAAAUUGGCUGUCGUCCCAGAACCGCAAUUUCAAGAACCGAAUGGGUCCAGGAUCCACCGGCCAUAUUUGCUCCGCUGCCGUCGUUGCUGCCUCGUCCUUUAGCAUGCAGUUGACCGACCCUCGCCCUCUUCUUCAGCAGGUGUCGCUCGAGAGGUAUCAGACCUUAUUGGCCAGCUGCCGACGCAUGAAGGCUGAGCCGCGAGGGAAAUUGCGAGAUCGUCUCAAGAACAAUACAAGCCCCGUCGUCGCACCCCCGAUGCCUCCCGUGGUCGAGCCCUACUUAUCCGUUCGCAACCCUGCUGCUACCCCGUCGAAAACGACGCCCGUCCCAGAGCUGGAACAAACUCAAUUGAACAGCGCACCAGUUGAAGUCUUUCGCAGCCGAAUCUCGAGGUUGGGGGAUUUUGUGGAUACAGACGCGAUUAUCCCGGCCGCCUUCAUUCUAGAGAGUCCAACCGACGUCCUGCUUGGGAGUCAUUGCUUGGAGCUGACCCAUCCUGAGUUUCGCGAUCAGGUCCGCGCUGGUCUGGAUGUCGUCGUCGCCGGGAAAGCGUUUGGUUGCGGUUCGUCACGGGAAGAGGCGCCACGAGCGUUGAAAGGUCUUGGUGUGAAAUGUGUGAUUGCACGAUCGUUCUCCUUCAUUUAUGGACGCAAUCAGCCCACCAUCGGUCUCCUCGGCCUCACCAUCACAGACGACGACUUCUACGCGGCGGCGCAGACCGGGGUAGCGAUUGAGAUCGACCUGCCCCGUCGACAGGUCACCGUCAACGAGCGAUCGUACCCGUUUGUGCUGGAUGAGAUGGAAUUGGCCUUGAUCCAGCGACAAGGGCUGGCGGCGGCGUACAAGAUGUUUGGCAAGACUGUUUUCCAGUCGCUUUGUAAUGACCAUGGUCUUGGGACAGUGCCGGCCUCUGCGCUGGCUGAGAUCCAUCUUGGCCGGCGUCAGGCUGAAAGUAGGGGGAAUCAGGAGGUGCUUGCGUGGUGA
Messenger RNA from Aspergillus japonicus CBS 114.51, 2145 nucleotides. It is a transcript of the gene acoC, whose product is annotated as aconitase family protein. The transcript has 7 exons. Gene Ontology annotation, molecular function: hydro-lyase activity. The coding region runs from base 1 to 2145 and encodes 714 amino acids. The record is from RefSeq and is a predicted model, not a curated record. Lineage: Eukaryota; Fungi; Ascomycota; Eurotiomycetes; Eurotiales; Aspergillaceae.